AUGAGCUCUUCAGAGGACGACGCACCCCUCAUGCGCGUCAAUGGACGUGGUAAAGUCUCGCCAAAGUCUCCCGAGGUCGUCGAAAUGGCGGAUUCUAGCCCUGCCACGAACGGCCACGUUGAUCCUGGAAUAUCCAUCCGAUUUGGUCCUGUGGAAGACAAAGAUGUGAAGAUGGAGGAUGGAGAAGAUGCGCUGGCUGCUGGUAAGCGCAAGUCUCGGACCAGUGUGGGCGAAAAGAAGUCCUAUGCGGAAGCAGAAAGCAGCGAAGAAGAUGAGCCUUUGAGCAAACGCCGGCGUACAUCUGUGAAGCAUGAAGACCCCGAGACCGAUGACGAUGUGCCCUUGGGGCGCAACGGCCGCAAACUUCCCAAAGCCGCCGAAACAUCCAUCGGGGAUGAAUCUGAUUCCGACGUCCCGAUUGAACGGAAACUUGCUGCACAAAAGAAAAGGAUUGAGGAAACGGCGGAGAAUGAGGCUAAACCUGCGCGCAAACCUACAGCAACAAAGAAGCAGGCAAACGGCGUUAAGAAAGAGCCGGCUGCUAGUAAAGCUGCCCCGAAGAAGGUGAAGGCUGAACCAGCCACAGCCAAGAAGGGCAAGGCCAAGACCGCCGUGAAGGCAGAAAGCCAGGACGCCGAAGAAAAGGAAGAGGAGGAUGAAUAUCGCUGGUGGGAAGACCAUACCAAAGGCGAUGGAACCAUCAAGUGGACAACGCUGGAACACAAUGGCGUCGUGUUCCCUCCCGAAUACGAACCGCUGCCUAAGCAUGUCAAGAUGAAAUAUGAUGGUAUUCCGAUCACUCUUGAGCCAGAAGCCGAAGAGGUCGCUAGCUUCUUCGGUACCAUGCUCAACUCCACGCACAACGUGGAAAACCCUGUGUUCCAGAAGAAUUUCUUCGGCGACUUCAAGGAUGUCAUCAAAAAGAGCGGCGGGGCGAAAGACCCCAAGGGCAACAAGGUGGACAUCAAGGAGUUUGCCAAGUGCGACUUCAAGCCCAUCUUCGAAUUCUACGAAGCUCAGCGUGAGGAGAAGAGACAUCUGCCACCAGCAGAGAAAAAGGCUGCUAAAGCUUUGAAGGAUGAGCAAGAAGCUCCGUAUCAGUUCUGUAUCUGGGAUGGUCGCAAGCAGAAGGUGGGCAACUUCCGCGUGGAACCGCCUUCUCUGUUCCGAGGCCGCGGUGAGCACCCCAAGACCGGACAUGUCAAGACGCGCGUGCAACCUGAGCAAAUCACUAUCAAUAUCGGCAAAGAAGCAAAGGUUCCGCCGCCACCUCCCGGCCAUAAGUGGAAGGAGGUGAAGCAUGACCAGGAAGGCACCUGGCUUGCUAUGUGGCAGGAAAAUAUCAAUGGCAACUACAAGUACGUCAUGUUGGCCGCCAAUUCCGAUGUCAAGGGACAGAGCGAUUUCAAGAAAUUCGAAAAAGCCCGUGAACUCAAGAAGCACAUCGAGAAAAUCCGCAAAGAUUAUCAGAAGAACCUCAAACACGAUAUGAUGGUCGAACGACAGAAGGCCACCGCAGUCUAUCUCAUUGAUCAGUUUGCCCUGCGUGCUGGAAACGAGAAAGGCGAAGACGAGGCGGAAACUGUCGGUUGCUGUUCUCUGAAGUAUGAGAAUGUUACGCUGAAGCCCCCGAACACUGUUGUCUUCGAUUUCCUGGGUAAAGAUAGUAUUCGGUUCUACGAUGAAGUCCAGGUCGACCAGCAAGUCUUCAAGAACCUGAAGAUCUUCAAAAAGGCACCCAAGAAGAACGGCGAUGAAAUUUUCGACCGCCUUACGACUUCUGCCCUCAAUAAGCAUCUUGCCAACUACAUGCCUGGUUUGACCGCCAAGGUUUUCCGUACCUACAACGCGUCUUAUACCAUGGGUCGUGUUCUCAACGAGAUUAAGGAUACCGGUGGUACUAUAGCCGAAAAGGUGAAAGCGUACAACGAUGCCAACCGUAAGGUUGCCAUCUUGUGUAACCACAAGCGUACUGUCACUGCGGGCCAUGCCAAUGCAAUGGAAAAGAUGGGUGAACGGAUCAAGGGCCUUCGGUACCAGAAGUGGCGGCUGAAGCAGCAAAUGCUUGACUUGGACCCUACUCUGAAGAAAAAGAAGGGCGCAGCGUUCUUCGAAAUUGAUGAGGAUCUUGACAAAGAAUGGAUCGAAGAACACCAAGCCUUUUUGAUUGAGGAGCAGAGAACAAAAAUCACCAAGAAGUUCGAGAAGGACAACGAAAAGCGCGUUGCUGAUGGCGAGAAGGAGAUGAAGGCUUCCGAGCUGGAGGAGCGCCUGGAGGCCGUGAAGGAGAUGGAGAAGAAGUUCAAGAAGGAGAACAAAACCGGCAAGGUUGAGGCCGAGGCCAGAGGCGCAACAGUUCCAAAGCUUGAGAGUUCCAUCGCCAAGAUCGACCAGCGGGUUGAAACCAUGUCCGUUCAGGCUCAGGAUAAGGAAGACAACAAAGAGGUUGCCCUCGGUACCUCGAAGAUUAACUACAUUGAUCCUCGCCUCACGGUCGUCUUCAGCAAGAAAUUUGACGUCCCCAUCGAAAAGUUCUUCUCCAAGGCGCUGCGUGAGAAGUUCGAGUGGGCCAUCAAAUCCGUUGAGGAGGACUGGGAAUUCUAA
This is a messenger RNA of Penicillium griseofulvum, 2604 nucleotides long. RefSeq names its product DNA topoisomerase 1. The transcript has 6 exons. Gene Ontology annotation, biological process: chromosome segregation; DNA replication; DNA topological change. The coding region runs from base 1 to 2604 and encodes 867 amino acids. Gene Ontology annotation, cellular component: nucleolus; chromosome. The record is from RefSeq and is a predicted model, not a curated record. NCBI's taxonomy places the organism in Eukaryota, Fungi, Ascomycota, Eurotiomycetes, Eurotiales, Aspergillaceae. Gene Ontology annotation, molecular function: DNA topoisomerase type I (single strand cut, ATP-independent) activity; DNA binding.